AUGGUAACUCCUCAAGACAAGCCCUUGAAGAAGAUGAAGUUUGUUUCAUCUGCUGAGAAAGAACCAAGCAGCACGAUAACAAUUUCUGAGGAUUCAAAGUCAGGUCGAGGUAUGAGCACAAUGCCUCGUGUUGAGCAGAUUUGGGAAGCCGUUGACAUGGCUUUUGUGGUAGGUCAGGGGGGCAAGACCUCGGUGUUAUCUUCUACUGCCAAGAAAUGGAAGGAUUUCAAGUCUACACUGACGAGGCAUUAUAUCCUUCCAUACAUCAAGGAGAGGGAGAAAUUAAGCCAACCCCCUGAAGUAUAUAAAUUCAUAGAGAAAGCAAAAUGGGAUGCCUUUGUAGCUUCAAGGUUAUCCAAAGAAUUUGAGUCUGUGCAUUCUCAACAUGCACAGAUUAGGGAGAAACUUGAGUACAAUCAUCGAUUGUCUCGAAAAGGAUAUGCUGGUUUGGAGGAUCAAUUGGAGGAAACCAUGCCUGGGGUAGAAAUUGAUCGAUCUACCUUAUGGAAGAAAGCUAGACAGGACAAACAUGGUAACAUCCCGGAUCCAAAGGUGGCAGAGAAAGCAAAAUUAAUUGAUGAAUUGCAAAAACAAGUGGCUGAAGGCAGUCUGAGUUUAACUGGCAGUAAUGAUGUGUUGACCUUGGCUUUGGGUCCCGAGCAUCCAGGGAGAGUAAGAGGGGUAGGUGCUGGGAUUUCCCCUAGGCAAUUCUUCAAUUUACCUAGACCACAAAGGGUAAAGUUUGCUGAUCAAUUGAAGGAAAGUGUAAGAAUUGUCCUUCAAGAAGAGACUAAGAAGAUGGAAGCUAGAACCAAACAAUUAGUAGAGGCUGAGAGGGAACAUUUACUAAGUCAGCUUUCCCACCUCAUCCCCAAUUUUGAUCCAAGCAUGCUUAAACCGAAAACUAGCCCCUGUCAAAACCAAGGUCUACAGCAAAGUCCCAAGAAUCCAAUGUCUGAUAAAGCAAGUUGUUCUGGGGCUGAAGUGAGAUCCCUACAUUUAGAGGAUGAUACUGCCAGAAAUGGGGAACAGCAGGAACAAACGGGUAAUGAAGUAGUUGAUUAUUCAAAUGUGGAGGUGCCAUCUUCCUUACAAUCCCUUUGUGGUUAUGUGGAAACUACACUAAAGCCACAGGGGAAGAUCAUGACCUUCAACAUUGAGAAGGAGGUGUUUGGUGCAGAUCGAAGUACCUUCGUCUUGCAUGAAGAUAUUACACAGUUUGCAGGCAUGGAAGAAAUUGGGGCUACUGUGGUUGCAGUAUAUAUGAGGUGCUUAUAUGAUCUUUUGAGAGAAGCAAAUAUGUGCAGCAUGGUUGGCUUUAUCGACCCUGCUCAAGUUAGUGCCAACGCUGGGUCACUAACUGACAGAUCACGAAUUGUAGCCAGUCGACUUCAGAAAACAGAUGGUGAACAGAUUUUCAUGAUGCCUUACAAUCCAGGCCGUCAUUGGGUCUUGCUGAUUGUGAGGGCAAAGAGGGAAACCGUCUAUUUUCUGGAUCCUCUGCCUGGAAAUCGUGUGGUUGAUGAGGAGGGCAAAAACAUCGUGAACAGUGCUUUAAAAAUUUAUAAUUCCCACAUAGGCAGACCAGGCCGUAAAGCACCAAUUUGGAAAACUCUGCCAGGCACACCAAAGCAACCCAGCAGUGUCGAAUGCGGGUAUUAUGUGAUGCGCUUCAUGAGGGACAUCAUCAUGGAUCCUUCCUUGGAGUUUGAGAAGAAGUUUGCCAAGGGAAAAGAUCAAGCGCCAUACCCCCAAGCAGCCAUUGAUGAAGUCAGGAAAGAAUGGGCAGAGUUUGUUUGCCUUCAUAUGGAUUAG
Prunus armeniaca (apricot) is the source of this 1815-nucleotide messenger RNA. Lineage: Eukaryota; Viridiplantae; Streptophyta; Magnoliopsida; Rosales; Rosaceae. The record is from the annotation of a GenBank genome assembly.